UUUAGUGUAAUACGUUCUGUACUGCACCAAGCGUACGAGAUAUGGGUGGCAACUAAUUUUCUGAUGUCACAAGAAUACAUCAAGAACAUGAGUCUCAAAUCAAUUGGGGUUUUCAUCCUGAUUUCCAACACAUUAUCCAGUGCCUUCAAUUCCACAUCGUCGGGCGACUCCCCAGUCAGCAUGGGGACUUUAUCCCGCAGAAAAAGGUACAUUACUUUCCCACCCGGAAGCAUCUUGCAGCUUGGAUAUUGUUUAGCUGUUCCGUCCCUCAUCCCUGAUGGUAUAUGGUUAUACGGAAUUACUUUUGGCACAAACUGGGAGAUUCCUACUGAUCCAAUCGGCCUAAAAUUCCCGAGAGAAGCCGAAGUGGUACAUCGCAGACACAGGCGGGAUCUGUAUCAGAAGCUACUGCCCUUGCUGAACACGAUGGGAUUGGAUGGACAGUCGUGUCUUUUGCGGGUACUGUGCGAAUCAGGUCAGCGCCAAUCUGGACCCAAAGGAUCAUUUCUAGAAGAGAUUCUUCAUGCCAUAUUCACAUUACCACGAACUAAAACGAAUUAUUUAGAGGAUGAUGAUGAUGAAGAUGACUUCGCCAAAUACGAGGCUGCGCACAGAUCAAAGGGCGACUGUACGGCUUUGUUCCCUUCUUGCCUCAAAGAUCCGGAUGCAUCCUAAUGCAGUUUCAUCACGUGACAAAAGCAACACGCCAUUACUUAUGAUAUUAAACGCUAAUGCAACAUUAUCUUAAGGCAAAUGAAUUACUACACGACUGCACUUUUGUCAAUACGUUUCAAAAUCUUUCAAGUAAAUUAACAAAAUGAUAACACAAGGAAUAUCGCAGAAACAGUAAUACAUGCCAAUAAAUAAACUGGCCUAGGAGUAAAUUCCAUGCAGGUGAAUAUAGGAAACACCACACGAAAUAAAAAUUAGUAACAGAUUUAUAAUAACCUAUAGCAACAAAUAAUUCGAAAAUGUAUCGGCUAUUUAAAUGCUAAAGAGAAUACAUUUUUGACAUGACUCUAAUUAUUAGGCGCUAAUACUGUUUAUCAUCCAAAUACUUUCCGAAAAGCUGAAGAAGGUGACAAACACAUUGAUAAUUUUGUCAUUGUGGGUAUGAAAAGUUGUCUCUUAGCUUGAGUGAAGACUAAAAAUGACAGACUUCAAGACAAAAGUUAUUAGGAACAACACAUAACGGCUCUGUCCGUUGUUUCGUAUAAAAUGUUCAGAUCUGCGAAGAAUUUAUGUGAAAAGAUUAUUGUAUCUUACUGUACUUAAUCAAGCUUUCUCAAUUAUACACGUAACAAAGUAUGAAAUGGGAAAAUUAUUUUAAAGAAUACGACCGCGGCAUAUUUUAAGUACGUUAUCAAGAAUUUUUAUGACCGACUGAGCAAAUCAAUGAAUAUCUGUCAAAUAAGCGAGUCUGUGGGUAGUUCCAGAUUUCAAAGCACUUGUGCUAAGAACUACUUCACAAAGUUCCCAGUUAUGGUGUACGAUACGGAACAAGAUUAAAUUCGGCACAGAUCCUUUCUUACAAUAUUCCUGCAUCAAAACUGCCAUCGAAGCAGCACUAUAGGAGUAGAGACAUACAUCUGACUCAGAAUGGAUUUUUUGAAGACUUAAACCAACUUUUGACUUCGUUUAUUAUUGUGAAUUAUUAGAGGAAAAGAUAAGAAGAAAAAAGAAACAACAGCAUAAUUUUGCUAGAGAAAAAAGAAUGCUAUUUCCAUUCAGAUGCAUGCUACAAAACAGUAGUUACACACAGAGCCAAUUACAAUCAGUGUUGAUAUGUAAUUUUGACAAUUAAAUACAGCAAUUAUUUUUCUUCAAAUGGAGAAAAUAUUUGUUUUCUAACAAUAACCGAUUAGUGAUAAACGGUUAUGUUAAAUCACAAGAGCUUUUCAUAGUUUUAUGUUGUGAGGCUGAACGGUCUGUUCUGUUACAAUUCGUGAAAUUGGUUAAGUACCAGAGCUGAACAUCCAAUCACUCUCGUCGCUGCUAUGUACGCAAAUAAUUCCGUAUUCAUACAUUAUGUUAACUCACACUACAAAUAAAGUACAUCACUGAAUUUUAGUUUUUUUAAGUCUAAAUUGCCCCUAAGUGGUUGUUCCUACAGAUAUUUACAUAAAAUGCAAAAUAACGGCUUUUCGUUCACUCUCAUUAUUUGAAGUUGUGACUCUGUGAUUUGGUCUCUACGCACUUCGCAGUUCAUAUUUGUACAAGAGCAGUGAAGACAUCCCUGGAAUAAUGGAUGGCGGAAAUUACUUGAUAAUGAAGAACGUCACAUGAUCGCUGAGUGGAGAAAUUUUCGUCUUGACAAGGAGGGGAAGAAAGGUGACAGAACUGUCACUUUUAAUAGAGUUGGUAGACUGUAAAGUGACAACCUGACUGUAAAAUUAGUCACAGGAUCUUCACAGGACAAUAAACGGUAAGAAGUAUUCUCUUAAUCAAUAAGAAAUUUCAAGCACAUCACACUGGUACUGUUAAUUAGCACAGAUAUGAUAUUCACAUGCAUAAAUGACAUUUACAUAUCAGCAAUGACUUUGAUAAAACAUUAAACAUCCAGACUUUUCGAUGUUGGUCUUCUGGGUUGUAUGGACUUGUAGAUAGAUUCCCAGGAAUUCCUUGAAGAUGGGGACUGGAUUCCUCCGACAUGUUGAUAUUUAUGCACAUGUCCAUACGGCG
This is a messenger RNA of Zootermopsis nevadensis, 2682 nucleotides long. RefSeq lists its product as uncharacterized. The record is from RefSeq and is a predicted model, not a curated record. Lineage: Eukaryota; Metazoa; Arthropoda; Insecta; Blattodea; Termopsidae.